Molecule: messenger RNA, 1244 nt
Organism: Ananas comosus (pineapple)
Lineage: Eukaryota; Viridiplantae; Streptophyta; Magnoliopsida; Poales; Bromeliaceae
Product: auxin-responsive protein SAUR71-like
Exons: 1
Coding region: 506-907 (133 amino acids)
Biological process (GO): response to auxin
Source: RefSeq, a predicted model, not a curated record
CAAUUAUACUAAUGCAGUAUACGACCUACGACUUUUCCUUGGCUACGAGCAGCCGAAGGAAACGGCACGUGUCGCGCCGGGCGCGAUUGGCGCCACAACGCAGCGUUACGCUAAGAAUCGUGCCGCUUUAUCUCCUUUACUCUCACUCUGCGGCGAUAGUGUCGUACGUGGCUAGAUUUUAUUGGUGGAUACGGUUGUACGGUGUUCGGUUACUUGCAGCGGAAUCGCUGAUUUGGUGUUCGAUUUUUUUUUUUAUUACAUUUCGUACCUGCCAUGUACUCCCACUUGUACCGUCUCCUCCUUUUUCUUUUUUCUCAUUUUCCGUGUUAUUUUUUUUUUUCAAAAAAAAUAGUAAUAAUCCUCUAAAUUCCGCUAUAAAUAUCGCACGCCGCAGAAGCUCCUCCUCCACCCAACUCACCACCACCGUAGUGGUAUUUUCCUCCGGUCGUUUUUUUUUUUUUGUUCUGCUGUUGUUGUUUUUUUCCUGGGCCGUUGGAUUCGAUUGAUGAGGGAGAUGAUCCGACGGCUGUCGAGGGUGGCGGACUCGUCGUCGUCGCAGCAGCAGCAGCGGCAGGGGAGGGGAGUGGUGGUGGGAACGGGGGGGAAGGAGGAGCGGCGGGGGGGUCACGUGCGGGCGCCGGAGGGGCACGUGCCGGUGUACGUGGGGGAGGAGAUGGAGCGGUUCGUGGUGCGGGCGGAGCUGCUGAGCCGGCCGGUGUUCGUGGCGAUGCUGCGGAGGUCGGCGCAGGAGUACGGGUACGAGCAGCGCGGGGUGCUCCGGAUCCCCUGCCCCGCCCCGCUCUUCCGCCGCGCCCUCGACGCCAUUCUCGCCGCCGACGACCACCGACCCGCCGCGGCGGAGGCCGAGGCCGAGGCCGAGCUCCUCCGCUACUUGGACGACGGGUGAGCGCGUGCGCGCUCGACCGGCCCGCUUCGACUCCCGGGUUUGAAAAACCCGGCUUGAUGUUUGCGGACUCGGACUCGGACUCGGUGUUUGUGUGCGUGUGUGUACAUUUUAUUAACCCGCGCAAGCGACUCGGUCGUCACUCGGGCGCGAGUGUGCUCACCGAGGAAGGGCAAUUUCGGGAAUGUAGUGUCCCUUUUUCUUUUCUUUUUUUUGGGCCUUAACCUUUUCUUUUUCUUUUUCUUUUUCUUUUUAAAUUUUAUAUUACCGCUAGCUGUGUAAAAGUUAAUCACGCUGGAAUGGUAAGAGCUCAUCGAAGCCUCUUUGAUGAUUAUUAUAA